This is a messenger RNA of Oldenlandia corymbosa var. corymbosa, 1594 nucleotides long. The record is from the annotation of a GenBank genome assembly. Lineage: Eukaryota; Viridiplantae; Streptophyta; Magnoliopsida; Gentianales; Rubiaceae.
UUUUGUUUUGAGACAUAGGGUACAACAGAAAGAAAUCAAAGAAAUACAGUAAGAGGAGAUGGAGAAAUAUCUGAUAUCUGUUCUAUAUUGGAUCAUUCUAUUCUCCAUCUCUGUUUUGCCUUUUAUUCAAUCUUUCAACUAUGGAGAAGCACUUUCUAAAAGUAUUCUGUAUUUCGAAGCACAACGUUCUGGUCAUUUACCAUACAAUCAAAGAGUUAAAUGGAGACAUCAUUCCGGCCUUUCUGAUGGUUUAUUAGAAGGGGUGGACUUGGUAGGAGGAUACUAUGAUGCAGGUGACAACAUAAAGUUUGGCCUUCCAAUGGCAUUUACCAUUACAAUGUUGUCUUGGAGUGUUCUGCAGUAUCAAGAACAAGUAGCUGCUGGCGGUGAAUUUCAAAAUGCUCUUGAUGCUAUCAAAUGGGCAACUGAUUACUUCAUCAAAGCACAUCCUGAGCCUAAUGUCCUAUGGGUUCAGGUGGGUGAUGGUGAAUCUGAUCAUAAAUGCUGGCAACGGCCGGAGGAUAUGAGAACUUCCCGACCAGCUUACAAGAUUGACGAGGAACAUCCCGGCUCAGAGGUUGCCGGAGAAACUGCUGCAGCACUGGCAGCAGCAUCAAUUGUCUUUAGGGAAAAUAAUCCAUACUAUUCUCACCUUCUCUUGGAGCAUGCCCAACAGUUGUUUGAGUUUGCUGACAAGUUUAGAGGCAAAUAUGAUGAGAGCAUUGAGGUUGUAAAGGAAUAUUAUGCAUCCACAAGCGGAUACAAGGAUGAAUUGUUGUGGGCAGCUUUGUGGCUCUACAAGGCCACUCAUAAAUUUGAUUAUUUAAAUUAUGCAUUGGGAAAUGGUGAGUCUUUCAAUGGAACUACAUGGGCAAUAAGAGAGUUCAGUUGGGAUCUGAAGUUUGCUGGUGUUCAAGUCCUAGUUGCAAUGUUGCCUAGGGAGAAUAAUGAGGAAUACAACAAAAUUCUUCAAGAAUUUCAUUCAAAUGCAGAGCACUAUAUUUGUGCCCAAUUGAACAGAAACAACAAUAAUGCAAAUGUUCCUCGUACACCAGGUGGGUUAUUGUACAUUAGAGAAUGGAACGCAUUGCAAUAUGUUACAACUGCAAUAUUACUGCUAAUGGUAUACUCUGAUCAUCUCAAAGCCACAAACCAAAACAUGCAAUGCGGGCAAGUUUUAGUGACAGGGGAUGAAAUUUAUGCUUUUGCAAAAAUGCAAGUAGACUAUAUUUUGGGGUCGAAUCCCAUUGGAAUGAGUUACCUGGUUGGAUAUGGUUCAAAAUACCCACAAAGAGUACACCAUAGAGGAGCAUCUAUUGAAGGUCAUGACAAAAACAUUAGAUAUACAGGAUGUAUGGAAGGAUAUAAGAGAUGGUUUAAGACACAAGAUCCAAACCCUAAUGUCCUUGUUGGAGCUAUCAUUGGUGGACCAGAUAAAAAUGACCAAUUCUAUGACCAAAGGUCAAAUUUCGUUCAAUCUGAAGCUUGCACUUAUAACACUGCUCCUCUUGUAGGCGUUUUUGCUAAAUUACAUGUUUUAGAAAAUAAGAAUCUCGUUGAUAAUUUGCCUUUUUUAUGUUCAUCCUAGUUAGUG